Messenger RNA from Annulohypoxylon maeteangense, 553 nucleotides. RefSeq lists its product as uncharacterized. NCBI's taxonomy places the organism in Eukaryota, Fungi, Ascomycota, Sordariomycetes, Xylariales, Hypoxylaceae. The record is from RefSeq and is a predicted model, not a curated record. Bases 86 to 310 code for a protein of 74 amino acids. The transcript is spliced from 2 exons.
AAAACAGAUCGAUACCUAAAUACAAUGAAAUCCGCGUUUAUAUUAAUAAAAUUUAAGCGAUAGAUCUAGCUAUAAUGUGUUACACAUGCCCCUCGUCUUAGCCUCCCUUGGCUGGUGGCCUAUCAUAGGUUGUAUAAUGGUCAACUGGAGCGUGUCGAGGGUAUACGGGCUGCUUUCCUAUAUCGGCCAAGUGGAAGUCGUAUGGGGAGCCCAUGAUACGUAUCCAACCUAUAGCGGAUCGAUUAUAUUUGCUAUAUUUCUCUGUGCCGCACACGGUAUGAUUCCCCGUAUUAGCGUUUCAAGCUUGUGAUCUUUCUAGGAAAGAUGCACAGCUAUAGCUCUGGAAAGUACGGGAUGAUAGCGGCGAAUACCUAGCUAAGCUUCGAUACAUAUGCAGCCACAAAGUCCUCACCACGGCAUGUGAAAGUAUAGGUUAAUUGCCUUCUAAUCCCUGGCUGCAGACAGCUGCUAAUUACCAGGUAGAGAGAUAAAGUUCGGUGUGUUCGAGUUUGGAACAACUGCACAAAUAAAAUACGACAUUAUAUCCCUUCUA